GCUCCAACGAUUAAAAGCCGAUUGCUGACUCACCCCGCGCAGGAAGCAGGGGACGAUUCCAUUCAUUCGCCUCCACCACCGCCGCCAGCGCCAUUACGAGCCGUCGAGCAGUCCAGCAUCGCCAUCCACCAUACCUAAUUAUCCACCAUGGAAGUCGCCUGCCAAUGCGGCACCGUGCGCUUCACCACGCCGACGCCGGCGCCGCUGGCCGUCUACCACUGCCAGUGCACCGAGUGCCGCAAGCAGUCGGCCUCGGCCUUCGGCACGAGCGCCGUCCUCCCCGCGCGCGGGCUGUUCCCGCUGCCGGCGGAGCUGGCCACGAAGCUGGCCGUGUGGACGCGCCCCAGCAACGCGGGCCGCUCCGUCGACGGCUACUUCUGCCACGUGUGCGGCGUGCGCGUCAUGCACCGCAUCCGCGAGGCCGACGGCGCCGAGCGGGACGUCGUCAGCGUCAAGGGCGGCCUGGUUAAGGGGCUGGACUGGAAGAGCGGGGUGCAUAUUUUCACGCGCAGCGCGGUUGUCCCGGUGCCUGAGGGCGCUGAAGCUUGGGAGGCGGAGCCCCCGGCGAUGGUGGGGAGGAGGGGUUGAGGAUGGGGACGUGGAUGUAUUGACAGUGUGAUGGGGCAGAGGAGUAAUGUUUGUUGGCCGUAGUGGCCCAGAUACGAGCUUGUCAUGCAAUCCAAGCAGUUGCGCUGACGGGAUCUUGGUCCGGGAGACAGCCAGCCGAAGAUCGGCGACGGGGCAAGUGACUCAAGCGUCAAGUGUCGAC
Messenger RNA from Thermothielavioides terrestris NRRL 8126, 769 nucleotides. RefSeq lists its product as uncharacterized. Bases 148 to 588 code for a protein of 146 amino acids. Gene Ontology annotation, molecular function: carbon-sulfur lyase activity. The transcript has a single exon. Lineage: Eukaryota; Fungi; Ascomycota; Sordariomycetes; Sordariales; Chaetomiaceae. The record is from RefSeq and is a predicted model, not a curated record.